AUGAAGGAAUAUCCAAUGCCUAGUGGUAAGCCAGUGUGGGCUUCUAAUUUGGGUGGUAUGGACUUAGAUAGCCUCUAUGGCUUUAUUGAGGCUUACGUGGAAUGUCCUGAAUCUAUUGUCAGACCCUUCCUUCCCUAUCAUAAGGUUAAAGACCCUACUCUUCUCUUCCCAACCGGGGAAUGGAUAGGUGUCUACUAUACUGAGGAAUUAAAGUAUGCUAAAAGCCUAGGCUACACUGUGAUCCCAAUCAAAGGUUACCUUUUCCAGAAGAGGGAAAGCCCUUUCAAGGAUUAUGUUGGCUCGCUCUUUGAGCGUCGAUUACAGGCUAAGGAAGAUGGUAAUGAAGCUAUGAGCUUAUUGUACAAGCUCGUUAUGAAUUCGCUUUACGGCCGGUUUGGUAUUCACCCCAAAAGCACGAAGACAGAUAUCGGUGGUAUCAAAGAAUACCAGUAUAGGAUGCGGCAAGAAUCAUGGUUAGACGGUGAUUAUCUUGGAAAUGACAAAUAUGUGCUAAGUUAUCACACUAAUAUGGACAAUACGAUUGAUCGGUGGGAUCCACCGAAGAACUCUGCUAUUCAGCUGGCUGCAGCUAUCACAGCAUGUGCUAGGAUCUAUAUGUACAAGUAUACAUCAAGAGAAGACUGCUACUACACAGACUCUGUCGUUCUAGGCAAUCCUCUACCUGAGGAAGUCGUAUCUUCUUCCAUAAUAGGUAAGUUUAAGUUAGAAGCAAGAAUCAAGAAGGGAUUCUUUUUGGCUCCUAAGAGCUAUUACUACAGCUCGAAAGAAAAAGGAGACGUUAUUAAAUACAAAGGUGCAGCUAAAGAGCAUGUCGAUGCUAAAUGGUUUGAGACUCAGUACAAGCAUCCUGAAAACCAACUAGAGCGGGAAUUUGUUUCCAAUUUCAGGGUGAAUAUUAAAAAACUUUCAGUAUAUAAACGCAAAGGAAAGGUCACCGUUGCAUUAGCAUUGAACAACAAAAGAAUGCUACUCCACAUUGGUGGUAAAUGGGUGGGUAGUACUCCUAAGGUAGUGUUUGACUUAGAAAGUCUAGAUAACGCAUCUAAAGAGAUUUUCUAUAGCAUGAAACAGAAACUCUCUUCCCAAGAGAUAGAGAAUCUCUAUCUUAGAGAGAAAAGAGCUAGUAUGGAAGAUAAAAGAAGUCAGGAUUUGGUGCAAACUGAAGAAAGAACGAUGCUAGAUAGCGAAGAAGAAGUAGAGGGAACUAACCAUACAUUAGAAGAGAAUAAUAAGACAGACGAGAAGAAGCCUGAUACCUAA
This is a messenger RNA of Beta vulgaris subsp. vulgaris (sugar beet), 1281 nucleotides long. Its product is annotated as DNA polymerase-like. Gene Ontology annotation, biological process: DNA replication. Lineage: Eukaryota; Viridiplantae; Streptophyta; Magnoliopsida; Caryophyllales; Amaranthaceae. Bases 1 to 1281 code for a protein of 426 amino acids. Gene Ontology annotation, molecular function: nucleotide binding; DNA binding; DNA-directed DNA polymerase activity. The transcript has a single exon. The record is from RefSeq and is a predicted model, not a curated record.